AUGGAGGGUGCAAUCAUUGCAGAGUUCAGCAGCCUGAAUGCUUUGAACCAGCAGGCACCGCAGGCGAGAGGUCUCGGGCCAACCAAUGCACAGGGCAAAAGAGGCCCUGCAGAAGGCAACCUCACCGAAAGGGGAACAGACCGACGACACCACGAAGAGGGCGUUGCAGUUGGAUCCCAAACACACCGAGAGCGCCUCCUGAGGGGUGAGUCGACCUACACGACGGCCUCCAGCAACAUGCACAUGAAUGACCAUUUCAUUGAAGAUCAGCCGCAGAUCCUUCAAUUCGGCAUGUCCCACUUGCUGCCGCAGUCCACCAACACGGAGGAGCGCGAACGGCUGCUCCGCAGGCUCGAGAUGUGUGCCAAGGCACGAGAGGAGUCCACGAAGAUCAUGAGCAUCCGCUUCGCCCAGCGGGAUGCGGUGAAAAACGACCUGAAGCAAGACAGGCGUUUGUACUUGGAUCGCCUCGUAACUUCGCAGCGCGACCGCGAUGAGCGGUGGGCAAGGAGGCUCCAGAAAAGCCCCUUCGCCGUAGAUCUGGUGGCAGAAGAUCAGCGCAUUGCAGAGGAAAACCGAGUCCGUGAGAUUGUGGAGAAGCGCCGGGCGAAGUCAGCGGCUGCACGCAGCCGUGAAGCACACAGCCGGAUUUUCAAGCGCGCAACCGUCGAGUCAGAUGAGCUCGACCAGCUGAGGAAAGAGAAGAGGCAGCUUCUCACCAAUGAGAAGCAGCUGAAGGCCCUGCGCGAUGUGGAGCGGAGCAAUGCCCGGACCUUGCAGAUCUUGCAGGCUCGGCAGCAAAAGCAGCAGGAGCUGCGCAAGAUGCGGCAGAUGCGAAUGGGAAUCGCGCCUUGGCGAAAUUCGAACUGCUCAGUGCACCAAGUCUAA
Messenger RNA from Symbiodinium sp. CCMP2592, 888 nucleotides. The record is from the annotation of a GenBank genome assembly. NCBI's taxonomy places the organism in Eukaryota, Dinophyceae, Suessiales, Symbiodiniaceae.